Messenger RNA from Rhincodon typus (whale shark), 7982 nucleotides. Its product is annotated as rabphilin-3A-like. Gene Ontology annotation, biological process: intracellular protein transport. Gene Ontology annotation, cellular component: membrane. Bases 133 to 2163 code for a protein of 676 amino acids. The transcript is spliced from 19 exons. The record is from RefSeq and is a predicted model, not a curated record. Gene Ontology annotation, molecular function: small GTPase binding. Lineage: Eukaryota; Metazoa; Chordata; Chondrichthyes; Orectolobiformes; Rhincodontidae.
CUGGAGGAGAGAAUCGUCAGGCUAUCAGCUGCUCAGACAGAGGCAAGGGGCAGGAGAGACUGUUAGCAACAAUCUUGACACUGAACCAUCCUGUGUGGGAAAGAUCCUGCUGCCUUUUAGCAGCUGCCAGCCAUGACGAACACUGUAUUUGGGAACAACACUGACCGCUGGGUCUGUCCAAAUGAUCGCCAGCUCACUCUCAGAGCAAAACUCGGGGCCGGCUGGUCAGUCCACACAAACAAAACGGAGAAGCAGCGGAAAAGUGAGGAGCUGACUGAGGAGGAAAAGGAAAUUAUCAACAGGGUGAUUGCCCGAGCAGAGAAGAUGGAGGAGAUGGAGCAGGAACGAAUUCAGCGCCUCGUGGAUCGUUUGGACAACAUGCGAAAGAACGUUCUGGGUGAUGGCUUAUCUCGCUGCAUCUUGUGUGGGGAGCAGCUGGGUCUGCUGGGCUCCCACGCAGUAGUGUGUGAAGACUGCAAGAAGAAUGUCUGCACCAAGUGUGGGAUUGAAGCAUCCAAACGGCCUCAGACACUGUGGCUGUGCAAGAUCUGCAGCGAGCAACGAGAGGUCUGGAAGCGUUCUGGUGCUUGGUUUUUUAAAGGUUUGCCAAAACAGGUCCUACCAGAACCAAUGCCUGUUAACAAACAGAAUCUUGAGCCUGUCAAGGGGGAGCAUUCUUCGCAAGUGCCGCCAGGUCCAGAGCAGAAAACUCCUCACAAGCUCACAAGAGGCAGUGAGGUUGGGUCUGUGCCUACUGAGCAAGUUCCAGACAGUUCCAUUCCAUCAGGACGCAGGCCACCAGAAUCACAAAUGGCAGCAGGUAGCGAAUAUGGUGAAAAUGAGAAUCAGGGUGGGUACAGAUGUGAUAUGGAGAAUGACUCCAGUAGGAGCCCAGGAGGUGGACGACGCAAUGUUUCAGCUCAGGGCUCACGCCCUCCCUCAGCUUUACACCAAACCAACCCUGCACAGCCAUCUCAAGCAGGUGUGCCUGGAACCUAUAGACCAGGUCAGGGAGUGACUCCCAGAUAUCCUGAACAAAUGUCAAUGGUAGGGUCCCCAUCCUUGUCACAUUCUGUGAGCAACCAGCCCACCCCAUCAUCGGAUACAAGUUAUACCCCAGUGAAGGAGGAGAGAGCUGUCCACCACCGCCCACCAUAUACAGCACCAAGUACAGCCUCAGCACUGCCUCCUUCCACACAACAGCAGCAGCAGGAAGAUGAAGAAGAAGAUCUUUAUGACUCAGAUGAAGCCACUACAUUGGGAGCACUGGAGUUCAGUCUAAUAUAUGACCAGGUCAACAAUGCUUUGCACUGCACCAUCAUAAAAGCAAAGGGACUGAAACCAAUGGACUCCAAUGGCUUGGCUGAUCCGUAUGUGAAAAUACAUCUCCUGCCUGGAGCCAGCAAGUCAAACAAGCUACGCACAAAAACACUACGCAACACCCGAAACCCUGUGUGGAAUGAACGGCUAACAUACCACGGAAUCACUGAGGAUGAUAUGCAGAGAAAAACUCUCAGGAUCUCUGUCCUGGAUGAAGAUAAGUUUGGUCACAAUGAAUUCAUCGGGGAGACCAGAGUUUCUCUGAAAAAACUUAAACCUAAUCAAGCAAAGAACUUCAACAUCUGUUUGGAGAGAGUGGUGCCAGUAAAACGAGGUUCAACAGUUGGAUCAUCACGAGGAAUGUCACUUUAUGAGGAUGAGGCUGAUCAUAAUGUUGAUACUGAAGAGAGAGGCCGGAUUCUUGUCUCCCUCCUAUACAGCAGCCAGCAGGGAGGCCUGAUAGUCGGAAUUGUACGUUGUGUUCAUUUAGCGGCUAUGGAUGCCAAUGGAUACUCUGAUCCUUUCGUCAAAAUCUGCCUCAAGCCUGACAUGGGAAAAAAGGCCAAACAAAAGACUCAGAUCAAGAAGAAGACGCUGAACCCUGAAUUUAAUGAGGAAUUCUUCUAUGAUAUUAAACACAAUGACCUGGCUAAGAAAACUCUGGAACUCUCCGUGUGGGAUUAUGACAUUGGCAAAGCCAAUGAUUAUAUUGGCAGUAUCAUAAUGGGCAUUAACGCUAAAGGUGACUGUUUAAAGCACUGGUACGAGUGCCUGAAGAACAAGGAUAAAAAGAUUGAACGCUGGCAUACUCUCUACAAUGCAAAUCCCAUUCCCAGUGACUGAUCUACGUUCUUACCAGAGCCUACGUUCAGUUUGUGCCAUCAAAUUUGGUCACUUCCCUCCUCCUCUGUCCAUCUCAUUCUCUUUCAUUUGAAAAUACUUUGAUGAGAGGACACUAUUUCUGUGAAAAGUGUUUCAUCAACAUUUGUCUUUUGUUUACGUACAAACUGUAUACUACAAUCGUCUUGGAACACAUCACUGCACCGUACAUGCGAAACAUCACUGUGAGAAAAAUGGUGCAUGAUCAUUCUGAUAUUACUUCUUCUCCUCACCUCCUUAAAGGUUCCCAAACAAUAUCCUGGGAAGACCUGGUCACAUUAAACUAAGACCUGGGUUUGCAUCUCUUUACUUUCUAGAAGCACUUGGCCUUUCUUUGACAAACGGUAUCCAAUUAGACCCAGCUGAACUAAUCAUUGUGAUGGAGGAACAUGCAGUUUCCUCAAUAUUGUGGCACUGGCCGAUUACCAGGUUCUAGAUAGUGGGGUGCAUGAGGGCCAAUAAACAGGGGUCCAGGGCUCUAGCAAGCCACUGUGCCCUGGGCUGGGACCAGGAACAUAACCAGGACCCAUGAUUUCUCUUCCUUUCCCUGUAUUUUACAGUGGGUAUUCUGUACCAGGGCAGGUGAUCAGCUGAAACCUGCAUGCAACAACCAUCAACUCCAACCCCCAUAUCUUUUAUGAUGAAUCUUUGUGCUGAUUUAUACUCACCAGACUUGUCCAAGAGUUCAAAUGCAGUGGAAUCUGGAUCUUGGGGCAGACUGUGGAUCCAUAGGUUUCCUACCGUUUAAAAUUGCACUUCUCAGCUUCUACCACAGUAAGAAAUUUUUUGAGUCCUGGUCUGGGGCUUUCUGGAUAUGUUUGUCUUUUAGGAUUUUGGCAGAUCCCUACAGUUUAGAAAAGAAUUGUAAUCUGAGAAGACUGACAACAUUACUUUCCUUUCCAUUUUAACCUGUUUCAGUUCUCCAACUUUUUUUUUGCAACAGUAAACUGUCAAUACCAAUGUCCAUCUCCUCAAUCAACAUGAACCUCUGUUGCAUCACUAGACCUACAAGUGGCUGCUUCAAAUGACUUGCAUUUCCAAGGAAUAGGGCAGGGUCAGUAACAAGCACAGCACUAGAUGCAAGUAAUGCCACAUCAUACUUCUGCCAUAGUAAAGGAUGCAGAAUUUCCUGACCAUUGUCUCUAAUGGAAAAGCAAUUUGAUCUAAAAUGAUUAAAGUCCUGUAAUUGCUUAAAAGGCAAUUGCGUCAAUCUCUUUGACAGUGAACUUUAAGCUCUAAAAUACGUCCAACCCAAAUUUUUACCUAGAUCAAUAGGUUUAUUAAAAAUAUUUUGAGCAUAAAGAUGGAGUCAUCUAGUACUUUAGAAUGUUCUAACCCUAUGCGAUAGAGAAUCAUUAGCUUCCAAAAAUGGGUAUUUCCAUUGUAGCAUUGAACUCAAUGUUUGACCUACUUUUUAGGAGAAACAGCAUAGAGGAGAGAAUUUAAAGGCAAAAUAUAUGAUGCCGAAGUGCUUAAAGUUGUAAAGGGAAAUCUCUGGAUGCUUCUUGGUCUCUUUGCCAUUGCAAUAUUUAUUUGUUAGAGGGAAAAGGGGGUAACCAUUUUAUAAAGAAAAUCCUCUCACCUAACACCAUCAAUGCCAAGGGUUGCCCUCAGCAUUUUAUUCCUAUUCGUGCCACCACUGAAUGCAAGGUCAUAACAUGAAUGGGAAGAAGUUCUAAAUUAAUAAUCUGCUAUCAGGCUGCAUCUAACCCAUUUGCAAUAAAACACAAAACAGGAACAAAAAAUACACAAGACAAGAGAGAUGAAAGAGUUAUCUUUUUAUAAGUUUGAGGUAAUUCUGUAGAAUAAGGGUCAUUUAUGAAUGAUUUACAGACAGUGUAAAUGAAUCGCUACAAUGAUUUAAUUUUUAAAAUGGGCAUGGGGAAAGAUUCCAAAGUAAAAAGGAAAUUCUGGAGGACUUGGUUGUAUAAGAAGACUAUCAUUAGAAAAGGCUUUUUUUAACCUAUGCUUUAGGUGCUGCAUCAUCCACAAUUUCCGCACUUUUGAUCAUAGUUUUAAUUAAAACUAUUAUCAAUUAAUUUAGGAUGACAUUAGGAGAUCCUAAAUAUUAUUUUAAUGCUCUAAAUUAUAGGGAGUAUCCAAUGCUGAUUGCUAGUGGCUCAUCUUUCUGAGGUACUGGGAGGAUUUCUUGUACUUACCUUAUGUAGAGCUUCUGUCUGAGAGACAGGAGAAGAAUGUAGGUGGAAAAAAAAAACUGUUCAAACAACUUCUGAAACAAAAUUUAGCAACUUUCAGCAUUUGAGACAACAGACAAUACUUCACCCUUGAAGAGAAUGCCUGACUGGAUGAAUUAUCUGUCUUCUACACAGAUGUUGCCUGAACUAUUGUGUUUCCAACAUUUGCAGUUUCUGUUUCAGAAUUCCUGCAUAGACAUAAUUUUUUUUUGUCCACACAUCCUCUGUUUAAUGAAGCCACAUAUUUCCAAAUUUUUAAUUAUCUUCUCAAUCUAUCUGUACCUCUGUUACCUUGCAAUUAAAGAGGUCACCAAUAAAAGGAGUUAACAAGGAAAGGAGGAUCAAAUAUUCACUGAAUGACAGCAUAAUCUUAAAUGAUUUUUAACAGUACUGACCAAUCAUAGUCUCCAUUGUCUUCUCACUAUUUAGCUAUCUAUCUUUCUUAAUUCCAAAGAGAAUGACCUCAUCCAUCCCCACAUUAAAAUCCAACAGUACAGUUUGACCUGCUCUCUGGCUCUAUCAGUAACCUUUGCAACAAUUUAGACCUGCCUAGAGAAAGAAAGAUUAAACAAGGGGACUUUGGUUACCAUGUGCUCUCACCUUUGGAACCUGGGUAUAAAAUCGCUCCUGACUAAUGCAUGAAAACAACUGCUUUUUCUUUCUCCCUGCUGGCCAUUAAGGUCCUAAUUGAAAUUAAUUGGGUGUGGUCAUGGAAUGAUAAACUGUUAUGUUGGUUUGCAAAACAAAAAUUUGUUCAUAAUUUAUGUGGAUGUCUUGCUCAAGAGGAAAACUGCAUCCUUGUGUGGAAAAUGGAAUUACAUAUUGAAGGUUUUCUGAAUCUAGAAGAUAUAGAACCAACUUGUUGGUGUAGAGUGGGGGCAGUGUUAAUCUAGCUCAUCCUGAAUGUGCCAUGUAUGGGCUUAAUAUGAAUGCUUACUGCUAAAAUGAUAAAAGUGCUUCAAUUCAUAACUCUUGCAAACAUCGUGUAAUGGAAACAAAACUCAUCUCCUGCACCCACCACCCAGCAAAUGCAAGAAAAUUUACAACAGCAAUAUUGUGCAUUUUGCACCAUAAAUAUACUGAAGAAUUCCAAGGUGCUCAACAAGAAUGUGAUCAAAUAAAAUUUGACACCAAUGAAAAGGUUAGACAAUGUAACAUUUUGAGAAAUAACUUGGGUGGUGAAGAGAGUAGCAAAGAGAUUUAUGGUGGGAAUUUCAGGCAACAAAAGCCAAUGGCAAUCAGAAUAACUUUCCUGUUCCUGGAUGAUUGAUUUGGAAAACUUAAUUUCAUGUUUUCCUGGGGCAAUGCAAGUACAUUAGUUGGUGUAGAAUUAUUGGCUGUGCUUUGUUGCAGACAAAUUAUAAAUGGCACAAAUGUCAAGCAUUAACUGUUUAAUAAGCACAAUGAGAUCACAAUAGUAUUGCAACAGGAGACACAAAACCAUAUCUGCCAGUGCAUGAAUCUCUCCAGAGCACCUUACUGAACUGAAUUUUUUUCAUUCUCUCUGUUCUAUGUAUGCUAACUGUCACCUAAUUCCCAAAUCUUCAUUAAAUGGCCAGGAAGGAGGUUUAGAAGAAAGAAGAUACUUGGUAUGAAAACUUCCCAUAAGCAACUGUUGUGUUCAGGAGCUUAUCAAUCAAAUAAUAAUUGUCUUCCAGUUAUUUUUUUUUUCAAUUCUAUCUCAACCAAUGUGAGACGGAUGAUUCUGGAGUUAGGUAUUCAUUCAGACACUCCUGCCCAUUCUAUGAAGCUUAGCACAGAAUCUGAAGAGUCAGCAUGGAGAAACAAAUUGCAUUGUAAUGAUUUUGUACGUCUAGAUGUCUUGAACUCUUUGUAAAUAGGUUAUGAUACAGUAUUUAAUCAAAUAUGAUAGUGGCAUCUAGUAACAGAACAUCAGUAGGUCACUGACCAUUACUUCCUACAGUAUUAAUAGGUCAUCUAUUUUGGGCAGCUUUGAUGCCUUUCUGUGGUGCUUCAUUGGAAUGCCAAAUAUCCAUGUCAGAUAUGUUAAUUUUCAAUUAUGUUUCCACCUGAGACUUACACUUAACUGCAUUAACAGAUAUGCUAAAACUAAGUAAUUUCACCUGUCUGAUUUUGUAACUAUUGUGUAAGAUAUAAUCUAGAGAAGCACACCUUUACAGAUUCUUGACAGACAAAUUUGGCACAUUUAACAAUACAGUAUUACAAGAUUUAACAGUUAAUUUAGAAUCUCAUCUCAUUGUCUUAAUAUAAUCUGAAUGCUGAAUUUUCAGAACUUUACAUUUUCAAUCUUUGAAUUUGAAAUGUUAUCUUUAAUUCUUUUCUUAAUUGUGGCUUUUUAGCUAUUAUUCCAAGCUUCCACCUCCGCAGCAGAAUAUUAGAAUACUAUAGCACAUCAUUGAGGUUCAACAGCAUGAUAGUAACUAAAACAGCAUUCAGUCAAAUGGAGUGUUGAAUUCCUCCAUUACCAAAUACUUACAUGUAGAAAUCAUAAGGCAUAUCAUGGAUUCAUUAAAUCUUAUUGAAACUCAUCAAUAUUUCAUAGGUGGUAGAGACGUUUUGAGAUUUCACAUUUUUUAAUAUAUCACGGGAUAUGGGUAUCGCUAGCUGCCCAUCCCUAAUGCCCCUGAUAAAGUAUUAGUGAAACACCUGGUUGAACCACUGUAAAUACAUAUGGUGCAGGGUGCUGAUAUCUCACAGAGUCACACUGACACUUGCUGAGGUUUUAUAAAACCACACAGUAGUUCACUGAGAUUCCAUGGAUUACCAUUGAAUCUUUCUAAAACUUCCCAAAAUAUAAGACAGUACGUAACAUCAUGCACAUUUGGCAAUGUGAUAUUAUUGUAAUUAGUUCCCUUAUAACAGAUGCAUGGGUCAGAAUACUCUACUUCUUGUUAUCAAACCUUUGCAAAACAUCUUCCACAUGAUUCUGGAGAAGGACAUCAAAACAGUCAGGAAGAAAAUGGCUAUCUUUAACAGCAGAAUGGAAAUCAGACAUUAAUUUUAAUCCUUACUUGUCAUUGUCCUAAUACACAAAGUGCUUUAUCCUUUAUGUUUGAAAUAGUUUAUAAUAAUCAUGUAUCAUUAUCUGAUCUCUGUCUAUGCUUCUGUCCACCUAUCUGUAAUCUACUUGCUGCUAUGAGUUUAGGCAGUGCAUGUUGCUAUAUAGCAGUCAGUUCAGAAAACAACCUAUAUUUGGGGCUCUUAUGGAGUUGAGUCAUUCAAGAGCAACAAUGAUAGGAUCUAAUUUAAUGCUAAUAUCCAGAAAAAAUUAAAAUGUCUCUUUUGUGUGCUUCUGGGUAAAAGAAAAAUCCACCAACACUGAAGAUGGUCAGUAAUACAGUUGGUCCAGCCCGAGCUCUGUUUAUAAAUAGCAUGUGAUAUCUUUUUAAUCAGCAUGUUCAAACUGGUUACCUAGGAAGCUGCAUGCUGUUUUGCAGUGGAUAUACAUUCAACUGGAUAUAAGAAACCAAAACUUGAUUUUGUAUUGAGGUGCCUGCAAUAUUUAGGCUGUCUUCCAGUGCAUGCAGAUAUAAGCUGUGAACCACUUUGUCCUGAUGUUGCCUGUAAAGUGAUACAACACACAAUCCUGUCUUGCUCUAAGCUAAC